GAGCGCAGUAGCUCGUAAAGAGAGGCUCAUCAGCGCCAGGUCUGACAGAGAGGUACAGUCUUAUCUUCUGUCCAGGUACAGACACACACACGCAUACACACAGCAUCUGGGCUGCUCUCUCCUCUUUUAUCGCUGAAUCAUUUUCUCCGCAAACUUCGGAAGCCAGUUUUCUUCAGGCUGCAGUUUGCAAAGUUGAGCCUCCGCCGCAGUUUCAGACACCCAGAGCACAUAUGUUUUCAGUUUGAACCCCUCCUCCGUCUCGUCUGGAUGCACAUGUCCACUGCUGCCUGAGGAGUAGGGGAGGAUGAAGACUGACACAAUGGAUCCAGUGAUAUGUACGAAGGAGCCAAUAAGAUGUGUUUUUACAGACAAACUGUGAAGUUCGAGGUACAAUUUGGCAAUGCAGCAGAGAGGAGAGAGGAAUAUCCUCGUAUCUCUUUUUCAGACUCAGCAGAGUAGCCUACAAACCCAGAUAAAAGUGGUGAACCCCUCCAAGCUGAGAUGCAGUAUAAACUGCAGCUGCCCCUUUUCAAUGCAUUCCUGUUCAAUACUUAACUGAAGUCAGUGUCUUCAGAAGAUGCUGAGGAAGAUGGUAAUGAUGAGGAGGAUCCUCCACGUGAAGGGAGAUGUGAUGUGCACGAUGCUGCUACUGGUGCUAUUCUGCCUGCUGCUGUACGCCCGCCAGGUCCUGGUGUCCUCUGGGUGGGACAGACCUGAGUGGAAGCUGGAGAUCCAUAGCUCUACCAGCUCCAGCCGAACCCUGCUGGGAGCCAAUGGGGCCAAAGUUGGCCAGGAGUCUCCAGGGCAGUUACCAUCCAGCCCUUCAGAGCCACAGCUGCCUGCAUGCAGGCCCCAGUCCAAGUCUAAACCUCCUCAGCCCAAAUCCAAACCUCAGGUCAAACCUAAGGGAAAAUCCAGGUCACGACAGAAGAAUGUUGUGCCGACCAAGGCCACUGGCAAUCCUCUACCCACGUUGCCACCAUUUGACUUUGAGAGCUAUCUGAGAGAGAAGGAUAACAGAAACUUUAAGCUGCUCAUAGACCAACCAGAAAAAUGUCACAUUGGAGCAGAGGAAGAAGGAGGAGGAGGAAGAGGGUCUACCACUGCUCCCUACAUGCUCAUCGCAGUGAAAUCUAUUGCUGCGGAUUUUGAUAAGCGGCAGGUGGUACGUCGGACCUGGGGUAAAGAAGGACAUUUCAAAAAUGGUGUGUCCAUCCGUACUCUUUUCCUACUGGGUGUUCCCAGGAAUCGGACUGCCUUGCCUCUGUGGGAUCGGCUCCUGGCCUAUGAGAGUGAAACCUAUAGGGACAUCCUGCUGUGGGACUUUGAGGACACCUUCUUCAACCUGACACUGAAGGAAACACACUUUCUGGAAUGGAUCAACAGCAGCUGUCCUCAUGUCGAGUUCAUCUUCAAGGGUGAUGCUGAUGUGUAUGUGAACAUAGAAAACAUACUAGAGAUGCUACAAGGUCAAAAGUCAGAUGAGGAUCUCUUUGUUGGUGAUAUUAUUGUCCAUGCUAAACCCAUUCGACGCCGAAGUUCCAAGUAUUACGUGCCAGAGUUUAUGUAUGGAGGGGGUUUGUACCCAUCUUAUGCUGGGGGAGGAGGGUUUGUCAUGUCUGGACAUACAGCUCGGAGACUUAGCACUGCCUGUCAACAGGUGGAGUUGUUCCCCAUUGAUGAUGUCUUUCUGGGAAUGUGCCUCCAGCUGAUUGGCGUUAAACCGUCUCGCCACCGGGGCUUUCGGACUUUUGGAAUUCCCCGACCAUCUGCAGCACCCCACCUUCAGACAUUUGACCCUUGCUUCUACCGGGAACUCAUGGUUGUUCACAGCCUCAGUGUGCCCCAGAUCUGGCUCAUGUGGAACCUGCUGCAUGACCCCAAACUGAGCUGCCACAACAGGACCAGCCCAACGUCCUGGCCCUUCAGGUGGAAGGAUAAGGUGGGAGAUGCAGGAGAGGAGACUGACUACGGUGAGAAGCAGGUGUUUGUCACGCAUUAGUGACUUCCGGCAGGGAUGAGUGGGAUCUGCAAGAGCCCGAGCAUGUAGAAAAUGGAUGUGGCCAACUUGAAAGCCCUGUGAUGUUUUUAAAAGCACAGUUGACUCAUAUGAAACUUUUAUCCAACCUGGCAGAUUGUCUUUGGGGAAAUGAAUUGGCAAAGGCCAAAUGUGCUUCAGGUUUUUCAGUAAGGAAGCCCAAAGAGAAUUUAGGCUUCUGCUAUCAGAGUGUUUGUUCAUACAGUGUUUGUGAACAGCAGUGCAGCAAGACCUGGAUUUGUAUGAAAGAUUGCUCUCAAGUUAUUAUAAUUGUCUUUUGUGUCUUGUGUCUUUUUUAACCAUAAAUUUGAUGUAAGACUUUGAAUGUAAUGUGCUGUAAUUGUUUGCACAGCAACAAGCAAUCCGAAAAGACAACAUAACGAAAUGUGGUUUGCUGGUUUAACCCCAUUGAAGUGUAAAUGCAAUGUUAAUAUUCUGACAUUCAUUGGACUAUGUGGACAGUCAGGACUGCAGAUGGCUGUGUACUGGGCGUGUGGGAAGACAGAAGAGACUCUUCAUGGUCUGAUGUGAAUCAGAGGUAACUUGCAGAGAUGUUCUUUUCUCCCUUAAUGCUGGAUAGAUGCACACAUGGACGGUCACAGUAUCUGUUCCCUGGAGGAACAACAAAUGAUGCCUAAAUGGAAACCGGCUGCACACUGGGAGCUAGCUGGGACCAUAGUACACACUCACACACAUACACACACAUGCAACAAAACCUCUGCUGAGUGUUUGUGAGAAGGCCGCAGUCAGGCAUGUGAACACUCUUUUUUCACAUUUCAUGUGAACAUUUCAGUUAUUACUAUAAUUAUAAUGACUUGAUUUGUUUUGUGUUA
Thunnus maccoyii (southern bluefin tuna) is the source of this 2871-nucleotide messenger RNA. It is a transcript of the gene b3gnt9, whose product is annotated as UDP-GlcNAc:betaGal beta-1,3-N-acetylglucosaminyltransferase 9. The coding region runs from base 578 to 2002 and encodes 474 amino acids. The record is from RefSeq and is a predicted model, not a curated record. Gene Ontology annotation, molecular function: hexosyltransferase activity. NCBI's taxonomy places the organism in Eukaryota, Metazoa, Chordata, Actinopteri, Scombriformes, Scombridae. The transcript is spliced from 7 exons. Gene Ontology annotation, cellular component: membrane.